Melospiza melodia melodia is the source of this 1456-nucleotide messenger RNA. Its product is annotated as nucleoporin NUP42-like. Gene Ontology annotation, cellular component: nuclear envelope. The record is from RefSeq and is a predicted model, not a curated record. The coding region runs from base 445 to 1206 and encodes 253 amino acids. NCBI's taxonomy places the organism in Eukaryota, Metazoa, Chordata, Aves, Passeriformes, Passerellidae. Gene Ontology annotation, molecular function: nuclear export signal receptor activity. The transcript has 5 exons.
UGUGUGCUUCUUGCCAGUUCUGGAAAACUAUACAAAUGACAUCUGUCCUGCUCCUGUGCUAGUUUAUUCAUAGCUGCAUUGUAGUUUUGUCGCCUCUCUUCUAACUUGAUGAUUUUUUCAGGUCUGGUUCUAUUAGACUAGUGAGUUAACUUCAAAAUUUGGUGCUUGCCUGCCUCUACCUCGCUUGUGCUGUGGAUUUUUAUUCUGUUUUAGUUCUGAAGUUCCUCCAGCUUCUCCUAAGUAAAUCCUGGUUUUUCCAAGUCAGUACUUCUUUGUAGACUUGAUCCUCGUUUCCUUCCUCAUCCUGACAACUCUGCCUGUACAGACAGGACUAGAUGCACUCACGGCCUCCAUUGUGGUUCCUGCAGCUCCCUUCUUUAUUCAGCAGCUUUUCAGAUGUCUUCUUUGAGAAGAACUGCACCUGGAGUACUAUGACAGCAAACUAUGAUUGAGAAAUGUAUAGAUGCUGAUGAACUGUUAGCAGAACAGUGGGAAAAUUGGCUGAUACAGUGGAAAGCUUUAAAUGCAGUAGCCAAAGCAGCAUUGGUCUCUGCUUUCAAGGCCCCAGGCACUCAAGCAGCACCUGCCUUUGGAAUGGGAGGACAGCAAACCUCAGGCUUUGGGCUGUCAAGCUUUCCUGUGAGCAGCAGCAGCAGCAGUACCAGUGCCAGCAAUUUCUCCUUUAAAGCCAGUUCCAGCCUCAUCAGUCCAGCAUCAUCUGGGAGCAGCCCUGCUGCUGGGAGCUCUUCUGCUGCUGCAAAUCCUCCUGCAUUUGGGACAGCAUCCUCUCCCAGCACAGCCCAGUCCGUCGGCUUUGGCAGCCCGGCCGCUCCCUCCGCAGCCUCCUUCUCCUUCAAAGCAGCUGCCACAGCCGGUGCCUUUGGGACUUCUGGCUUCUCAGGCUUUGGCAGUGCUUCUGCUGGGAGCUCUGCAAGCAGCCCUGCAGCCUUUGGAGCCUUUGGUGCCACCGUAGCCCCUUCUGGCUCGGCCUCGAGCGGAGCUUUAUUUGGGCAGGGCGGCAGUGCCGCUGCCCAUCCUGUCACCUCAGCGUCUGCUGCAGCCACCAACGCCAGCCCUGCCUCAGACAAGUUAUUCACUCCCAAGAGCGAACUGUCAGCAGAAGAGUGGCAGCAGUUUGAAGCAAAGGAGUUCACAAUUGGAAAGAUUCCUCUGAAGCCACCACCAGUAGAACUUAAAUGCUUUUAACCUUUUCAGUUUAUUCUGAAAUGUUGUUAAUUUUUAUUUCCUUUCUCAGUUCUCUUCUGCAGAAACAAAUGCACAAGUAUAAACUUUUGAACCUUGUAUUGGGAUGGACUUCUUACAUCUGAAAGAUGAACUGUUGAAACUAAAAUAGAACAUUUCCUUCUAUAUGCUGUCCUGUGAAAUUCUGUACAAAGACUAUAUGAAAAAUAUGGUGUCAAAAGAAAGAAUGUUUCAGUCAAAUAUUUAAAACCUA